Molecule: messenger RNA, 2322 nt
Organism: Pungitius pungitius (ninespine stickleback)
Lineage: Eukaryota; Metazoa; Chordata; Actinopteri; Perciformes; Gasterosteidae
Gene: sigmar1
Product: sigma non-opioid intracellular receptor 1
Exons: 5
Coding region: 124-792 (222 amino acids)
Cellular component (GO): endoplasmic reticulum
Source: RefSeq, a predicted model, not a curated record
GAAGCAGUUUAUACUCCGCUACGCCCCUCUCCCCCCGAUGGCGUGCGUGGAUCAACCUGUCUACCUCUGUGUUCACGUGUAGGCAAAUCCUUCUGCCGUGUCUCCGUCCGUCUCGUUUCAACCAUGUCUGUAGUCAGAACGAGUUUAAAACUGUUCCUGUUCACCGCACUCACCGUCCUGGCCGUGCUGCUGUUGCGACAGUGGAUGGCCACUAAGCAGUACGUUUUCAAUAAAGAAGACGUCGCUAAAUUGGCCAAACAGUACGCAGGACAGGACCACGAACAGGCCUUCGCCAAAGUGGUGGUGGAGCUCAGGAAGAGGUAUCCUGGCCACAUCCUGCCAGAUGAGGACCUGCAGUGGGUGUUUGUGAACGCCGGUGGUUGGAUGGGCUCCAUGUGUCUCCUCCACGCCUCGCUCACAGAGUACCUGCUGCUGUUCGGUACCGCAGUGGACACAGGAGGACACUCGGGUCGUUACUGGGCCGAGAUUUCUGACACCAUCAUAUCCGGCACCUUCAGACAAUGGAAGGAGGGGACGACAAAGAGUGAAAUGUACUACCCAGGUGACACCAUCGUACACAGCGUAGGCGAGGCCACGUCGGUCCAGUGGAGCACCGGGACGUGGAUGGUGGAGUACGGCAGAGGUUUCAUCCCCUCCACGCUAGGAUUUGCUCUGGCGGACACUUUGUUUAGCACGCAGGACUUCCUCACAAUGUUCUACACCGUACGUGUCUAUGUCAAGGGAAUGCUGCUUGAGGCCGGUACGCUACUUACGGAGGCUGAAGUUUUCUGAGGUAUGGACUUGAUAAGGACAAUUACACUACCGGUUUGCCAUGUACUCACACAAUAACACCCCUGGACACUAACAACUAGCAUAGGGGCAAAUCCAGGAUGGGUCAUUUGCGGUUUUAUUGGGUAUUAUAGACUUCAUUCCAAAUUAGCACCAGUAAAUUAGUACAUGUUUUUCCCCUUGUUUAACCCCCCCAAAACUACACAAGUAGUUUGCCGAAUCUGAGACUGUUAUUCUGGAAAUAUUUUCACCCAUUCUUUUGAGCAACCAAUCAAUUUAAAGUAAUCAUGUAUUAUAAAAUGCUGAAGCGGUAAUUUCAGAGAAAUGAAAAAAAACAAUUUUGGGGACAUAGGAAUACAAUUAUCGACAAAAAUUGCAAUUCUUAAUCUAGCUAUAUAAAAUAUAAAUAUAUAAAAUAUAUAAAAAAUACUUAAUGCAAGGCCAAAGCACACUAUUUUGUUAGUAUAUACCUAUUUCAUAUAUGCAUUGGAUUCUCAAUAAAGCUAAUCACAAGAAAACAACAACUUACAACAACUAAGUCCAAAACGCUCUUCAACUACAGACAUUUCUGUCUGUAGUCAAUGAUCUGUUUGCACUAUUGUACUAUACUUUUAGCAAAUGUUGAAAUCCAGAUGGAUACAGUGGAGAAAAUGGCCUUAAUGAAUUAUGUUUAAUGUCUGAUUUUAUGGCCCAAUCGGUAUGAGUCAUCAGGUUCAUGCAAGCUCAGAGUGUUCUAAGGAUUAAAGACACUCUGCCAGGAUGUGCGCAUGAAUUCAUCACCGUGCCGUAACAGAUUUAAAUUCUCACAUCCUUCUUCUCAAAACAUCAAGGGUCAUCCAUUGUGUUCCACGACAGUUAGCAGAAAAUAUUGUACACAAUGGUGCUUUUAAACACCAACAGAUACUUCUUUGUGAAGUUUGGGAGCCUUGAAGAAUUUUAUUUACGACAUUUCUGCUCUGUACGUAAGACCCCUGCUGUGUUACAACUUUACAACCAUUCAUUUGAUUCAUCAAAUCUACUGUGUAAAAAGUGUCAUAUUUCACUGUUCUAUGAGCUUACAUUGCCUCGGCACAAUCAUUUUGAAAUUGUAACUAGGAAAUAACUGCGCUAGCCCAAUAGGGAAACGUAUCCACAGGCCUCGACCUCUACAUUGUUAUGUAAUGCUGAGGGAAAAACAUGUCAGAUAAUCAAAGCCUUUUGGAUACAAUAUUUAAUAAAAUUUACUUUGGUUGGAAACUUUUAAUAUACAAGCAAAGCACUGCUGCUCAGUCCACCACCUCCCUGUUUGUACCUUUCAAUGAACAGUCUUAAAAAAUGCUUGAAACCACCAUGGUCCGUGUAGGGUUGUGAUGUGAGGCUAACUAUCCUAAAUGAUAUUAUUUGAUUGUUAUAGAGAAGCAUCAGUAGUGGUGUAGUCUCAUGGAUGGAUAGCAAAACAAAGAAAAAUGUACCUUAAAUGUUGAGCACAUGUGCAAUUGACUAAGGAAAUGAUAUAAACUGACCGUGAAAAUAAAUGUUUUUGAAGGAAAAUGA